AUGGAUACACGCAGCUGCAUACCGGAGGUGUGGGGGGCCUUUCGCAGCACGGAGGACAUACGCAGCCGCAUAUCAGAGGUGGUGGCGGAGUUGCACAGCAGGGAGGUGGCUUGCCAUUCCCACAGCGUGGACGCGCGCCAACGCCACAGCCCGGACGCGCGCAAACACCACAGGCUGGACGCCCACCGCUGCAGCACUGUGGGCCACCACAGCCUGGUCACCCGCCGCCGCAGUAUUUGCCACCCUCUUCUCGCCCCACGCCACAGCGGCAUUACGGAUCGUUGUUGCCGCCACAGUUCGGAGGGGAGGGACAGCAAGACGUCGGAGAUCCCGAGGUGCCACCAGGAUACAUCGUCCUGGUUUAUAGCAGACGCGGCGCCGCGUCAUCAGGGCCAUCCGGCUGCCUUCCUCCGCAACCACAGCACGGGGUACCGGCCUCGGCAGCACCACAGCAGCAGCCGGGAGGCUCACAGCAGCAGCCCGGAAACUCACAGCAGCAGCCUCGAGACUCACAGCAGCCGCCCAGAGGCUCAGAGCAGCAGCGCUGCGGCGGCGGCGCGCCUUCACAGCAACAGCUAG
Messenger RNA from Rangifer tarandus platyrhynchus (Svalbard reindeer), 579 nucleotides. Lineage: Eukaryota; Metazoa; Chordata; Mammalia; Artiodactyla; Cervidae. The record is from the annotation of a GenBank genome assembly.